This is a messenger RNA of Closterium sp. NIES-65, 672 nucleotides long. NCBI's taxonomy places the organism in Eukaryota, Viridiplantae, Streptophyta, Zygnematophyceae, Desmidiales, Closteriaceae. The record is from the annotation of a GenBank genome assembly.
AUGCUUCCGCUGCAGUCCUUCUUCCUGCCCACCAGCCGCCGCCGGCCUGCAGCAGCAGACGCCGCCGCCCUGCAGCAGCAGCCGGCCGCCGGGCCUGCAGCAACAGACGCCGCCGCCCUACAGCAGCAGCCGCCGCCGGGCCUGCAGCAACAGACGCCGCCGCCCUGCAGCAGCAGCCGCCGCCAGGCCUGCAGCAGCAGCCGCCGCCAGCGCCUGCAGCAGCAGCCGCCGCCAGAGCCUGCAGCAGCAGCCGCCGCCAGAGCCUGCAGCAGCAGCCGCCGCCAGAGUCUGCAGCAGCAGCCGCCGCCAGAGCCUGCAGCAGCUGCCGCCCACCGAUCCAACAGCAGCAGCCGCCGCCGCUCUGCCGCAGCAGCCACCGCCGCCCAGCAGCAGCAGCCGCCGCCAGAGCCUGCAGCAGCAGCCGCCGCCAGAGCCUGCAGCAGCAGCCGCCGCCAGAGUCUGCAGCAGCAGCCGCCGCCAGAGCCUGCAGCAGCUGCCGCCACCGAUCCAACAGCAGCAGCCGCCGCCGCUCUGCCGCAGCAGCCACCGCUGCCCAGCAGCAGCAGCCGCCGCCAGAGCCUGCAGCAGCAGCCGCCGCCAGCGCCUGCAGCAGCUGCCGCCCCUGGACCCGCUGUCGCUGAGGGGGGUGGUUGUGUGGGAGACUGGGUUUAG